Molecule: messenger RNA, 398 nt
Organism: Racocetra persica
Lineage: Eukaryota; Fungi; Glomeromycota; Glomeromycetes; Diversisporales; Gigasporaceae
Source: the annotation of a GenBank genome assembly
GAACGAAUGCUAUAAUGUUUUAAAAGAAGAUAUAGAAGUACUCUCUCGUGUUGUUCAGGGAAACAACAACAAAUCUCGAAAGUUGGAAUCUUUGCGUACUAAAUUAAAACAGAAUUGUAGAACUGAAAGCACACCGUGGCCACUGUUGGUGGAAGUUUUAACUACCAACUGUGAACGAGGAAACACACAGUUAAUGAUUAAUAGCAGAACCCAAGUGAUAAUCUUUGCUAGCGAGUGUGGCACUUGGACUGAGAUGGGGUACGCUACAAACGGGGUUGUGUGUGUACUAUUCGACGAGUACGAGCCAAAUCUUGUUAUCAUUAUUGUAUUAUUAUACUCCAACCUCCGCUGUGCUGUUGGUGGCAGGACAAUGCCCAGUCACCCCAGAUUGACUGUUG